Molecule: messenger RNA, 4895 nt
Organism: Amoebophrya sp. A120
Lineage: Eukaryota; Dinophyceae; Syndiniales; Amoebophryaceae
Source: the annotation of a GenBank genome assembly
UACCGCCUAUCGGACAUUCGCGUUUCGGGCCCGAUCCCGACUGCAUUGAUUCUGCCUGUAUCGUCCUGUCUGUUGCACGAUGCCUGUAUCGUCCUGUCUCCCUAUUAUAGAAGUGUGUGACAGUUGUCGAUUCUCAUUCUGCUCUAACAUAUAUUUAAGUAGACGAGUAUCAUGUUUAUGCAUACCUCAUUCAUUGCUCUCGCUGUGUUGGUGAACAGGCCGCGAUUUGAAUGUUGGUACAAUCACUGAAAAUAACAGAUGUUUUCCAAUCAUAAUCCGCCGGAGAAAGGCAGUGCUGGCACGUCGGCCGCUGCGCAUCAACAGUGGCAGCAGGGGAACGCCACGUCUUCCGGCUUUUUUGGAACCACUUUGGUACAUCGACCGGUCACCGCUGGAGGUCAAUUCGCCAAUAAUUAUCCGAACGCAGUGAAUGCGCAUGCGAAGAAUGCACCAAGCGUGCUCGCUCCCACCGUGACUUCGUCCAACGAAAGAGCCACGACCGUCGAGUCGGUCCAUGAGGCGCUGGAGAUUCAGAUCCUUCGCGACCAAAAAACGGGUCGGCUUGGAUCAUUGCCUCCCAGCGCCAGCAGCACGACUUCUUCUAGCGCCACGUCGUUGUAUUCGAAAAAUGUUGCGACCAAGAACCGUACUACAGGUGGUGCGAGCGCUGCUGCAAGCUUGGUCGUCGGUGGUGCUCAAAGAGGUUCCUACUUCGAUCUUCAGCAACAAGGACAACAUCAUGAAAUAGACCACACCACAGAGACAGUAACUUCACCGCUCUACCGCCUAUCGUAUGACUCGACGGGGUGGAUGAGAAUUUUCAGGUGCCGGUUUGGUGACGAUUUCAAAAAAACAAAAAUAAAAACUUUCUAUUUCCAGAGCUGACCCGGGCCCAUCCCCACAUGUUUUUGUGGUGUGUGUGGAUGUGUAACGGGUUCGUUCCAAAUAUGGGCCGCGGGUGCGCUCAUCCUAGGGUCAAGCCGCAGCGGUUUUGAUUCUGGGUGUGUGUCCUGCCUUGUUGCGGGUUUUGGCGUCCUCCCCUUUAGGCGGGGUCGGCAAGCUUCGCUUCUCCUUUCGGCUUAGUGGGGGCACAGCAUGUGCACAAUCUUGCUCGGCGCGCAGGUUGACGGACCCGUGGUGUCUCCUUGCUGGUUGGUUGGUAGUCUCGUGACAGAUGAGUGACGGUUUGUGGGAAGGAUAUUUGACGUUCCGGCGACGGUUUGUGACGGUUGUUUGACGGUUUGUGACGGUUUCGUCAGAAAUUCCGCUAAAACGGAGCAUACCAUCGGGGAAGAAAAACUGUCACUAACCAAAUUGGAACCGCCUUCCAACUUGUGACGGUUCUGUCACCAUUCCGUCAAAUUGCGUCAUUUCAUUCUUGGGCUACCUGAGGGCCUACCUAGCUACUUACCACCAAAGGCGCCCAUGGGAAACGUCAGGCGGCAACCCAGAAUAUGGCCAACGUCCAGCCGUUGCGCGCCCCUGCGUUGGCUGGUGGGAUGCCAGUCGUUGGGCAUUUGGGGUUUGCCCUUUCGUCUUUUUGUGUUAUGGGGGCCCACACAAUUUUCAACGCGUGUGGCGACAUGCGUGCACGCUCCCCAGGCAGACACUGUCCUGGGGUAGGACCAAUGGUGCUUCGCGGUGUGUUUCGCGGCAUGGCUUUGCCGCCUAUCGCCCGAAGCUAUCGUAGUGCCGAGCCACAGUAAAAUUUUCGCUUUUCUUUUUUCAAAACGUCACGAAACCGUCAGACCAUGUAACUCAUCACGAGCCGUCAGGUUGAACUAUCGGACAUUCGCGUUUCGGGCCCGAUCCCGACUGCAUUGAUUCUGCUCGCGACCGAGCACGGCCCGCCCGGCGUCUUCUUUCACCGCAAUACCGGCGUUGCCAGUGUGGCGAUACAAGUCACCGACGACAGCCAGGGCUUUUUCCCCUUCCUGAGCCGCGUCUCGGCUUUCCACGUCACCUGGGAAGCCCGCGCGAGGGACGCAGGACUGAAGACGAACCUUCCGGCGGGGGCGAAUAGUACCAGUGCCGGUCGACUAAAUGGAAGUUCGUCUUCCGGUGGUGGUCGCCAAAUUAUGAAUGCGUCGAAGAACGUGGUUGGCGGUGCCGCUGCCAUCCCGGCUAUACCGCCAAAAAAAUUGAUCGAGGAACAUCUGCCCAUGGUUUUCGUCGGCCAGAUCUUGGUUCUCAGAGACUGCAAAUCCGAAAUCAAAAAGCCGAGGUUCUGCAAACUCACCGCCGGGAGCUAUCGGGUUCUGAGCCCGGUGGAAGAACAGGAGAUUUUGAGAAAUGAGGAGUCGACUGCAAGUGCUCCACUGAACGCGAACACCAGUAGGUCACUUUUCACUUCGCAAGAGCUUCACCGAAUCCGAGAGUUGAUUGCCUACCGCGGUUGUGUGUUGCGGAAUUCAAAAGACUCCGUGCACGCGGUUUACGGAUACCUCCGGGACGACGACAUUUAUGCCAGUCUCAAAAAGACGGCGGCGAACAUGUUUCGGCUGAGGCUGUUGACGAGAAGAAAAUCAAGUAAAUCGUCUCGGUGCUUGGGACUGUUGCAGAAAACAUCACAGGGCGAGAAUCGUCCACAACACGAGAGGAAUGUCAAACAGCAGCAGACAAAUAUUACCAGAAGCAAACUAAUUAUGGAGAGAAAAAAGUUUGUCACAGUCACUACCUUGCACUUGCAGGUUUUGCAUUACAAAUUCUUUCAGCAUCACAGCUUUUCUUUGUAUUGCAGAAACACUAGGGAAAUCCCUUAUGAAGUUUGGCUGUGAUGCAUUUUUACGCAUGACAGAAAAUUUUGUAUUGCAAAAAUGCGCAUGAGUGAUCGUGACGAACUUUUUUUGUUUGAUACUAAUCGACAUCAAAUCGCGGCACGAAAACAACGACUUUUUUCUUUUGAAAAAUCUGGACCGAGCAUCCCGAACCGGGGCCGUGGUAAGAGUCGUCGUCAACAAUAGCAAUAGCGGCGGUUCGGGUUCGGAUAAAAUCAACGCACUACAGACAGAUCUUGUUUUGAGCAGCAGGCAAUGUCAAGCGGUGGAUACUGUAUUCCAAUCGACAACGGACCGCGUGACGCUCGUGCAUCCGGACUUCUUUUGCGCGCAGCAGGAGCAGCAAAACAACUUGAGGUCGUACAGAAAUGAACAACUGCAGCUGCACCACGACGAGAACCACGCCCCGCAUCAAAUAGUAAACUCAAGCGAAGGGGUGAAAAUGGUUGACAGUGAAGAAAAGAACGGAAAUAAAACUUUUUUUCUGCAAGCCGAAAUAGUGAGUCAGUUUGGAGGUGGCACCAGCUGUAACGCCUUUUUUUCCUCGUCACGAGGCUCUGGCUCCUCUGUCGCUGCAGCACCAACGGGAGCUCUUUCUAUGUCCGUCCGUGACUUCAAGACUUUUCUCCGCCGAAAAUAUUUUCAACCAGCAGUCGACGCGUCGGAUUGCUUGGUUGCGAAGAUUCAGGAGCAGUUGCGCAAGAGGAAGAUCCAGGGGAGAUCGCAGAGGAGUCAAGCACCAGCAUAUGGGCAGCAGGAAAACGAAAUGAGCCAUUUAGGCGAGGAUGUGGAAAUGAAAGCAGCCAUCGACGCUGGCAAUAACGUUGUUGAGAAUGGACGAGGUGGAUCGUGCAGGGUCGACGAUCCUACUAGUAGCUACGACCCUACUGCGAGGACUGCAUCAAAUGAUUCAUCUUCUUGCAGCAGCCAGCACCAGUACAUAAUUGUCAACUACGACGAAUGUACCUUCCUUGGUGGUGGCCGUGUGGAGUUACCACCGUACGAACAGCAAGCGCGGACGCGACCAGGUAGCAGCAGUAAUAUCAGCACCUUUUUCGCCAGUACUGCCAAUUCGUCCACAGAGAGACCCAAACUCUUUGCCGAGCACGGCCGCGUGGAUCAUUUUUACGUCGCGGCCUGGGAGCUCAGAACGUCACGAAAUCCGAAAACAUUACAUAAGUCUGGCGUUCCACCGAACCAGGAAGCCAGCGGGGGGCCGUCGUCCAGCGCGUGUUCUGGUUCUGCUGGGAAGACGAAUCUUGACCAGCUUGGACAAGAUGAGAACUCCAUCAUCGUGUAUUCCGAUGAGCUGGAAGAUAUGCUCGCGCCCUUGUUUGAAGACGACGAAGAGUUCGCACUGAUGUGUACUACCUCUAUGCCCCCAGCAGCAGGGAUGAAUCAUGGAAGCUCAAGCUGCGCGGGAGGUUCGUCUUCUGUCAUCUUCGAGAAAGCAAUGGAGCGACUGUUUCAGCCCGAGGUCGUUCCUCUUCCAGAAGCAGACCUCCAAAAGGAUCCGAACAGACAACAAGAUGGAACACGCCUGCAGUGUCCUCGUGGUCCAGUAGGAACGAGAAACCACGAUCAACCUCAGCAACUUCCUCCUAGUAGCUGCGUGGUCGGCAACAUCAACUCGUUUUCCGUUGUUCAGCAGCAUGACAGAUCUAUUUCCUCCGCGAACUGCGAAGUGAAUAGUACCACGUCGAACGGCACAUCCUCGAAGGCAACGAGCAAAUCGAAUGCGACACCAUCACGAGGAACUUCAAAUCGAGCAGCAAGUCUCUUCCCCGGGAAGGGCACGGUGUGUGUUUCCCUCGGAAUGGAUGGAAGAUCUGUCCCCGGUCCGCACGCAAUUCCGUUGGGGGAGACUAUUUUCCGAAACGCGUACAAAAUCACGCUGACUGAAAUCUUUGAGCGAGGAACACAAACUGAGCUUGCGAUGAAGUUCACUGAUGUAGAUGAUCACCAUCACCAUGGAAGAACUCACCUUGAAGAUGCUUCUGCCGCGGAAAAUUAUCAUGAUAAGGCUGACGAAGCAGAAGCAGAUGUCAUAAUGCAGGAUUGAAAUGGAAAACCUGUCCGCAAUAGGUGCUGCGCGAAUGACUUGGACAUAGAGUGCUC